CUACCUCUGUCCCAAAUUACUUGCCCCAGUCAAAUAUUGGACAUGCUUGCCAAUGCAACUUUGACGAACAAUAUCUUUAACUACAGAUUAGAAAAACUUGUAAAAUGUUAAUGUUUUGAAAAUAUAUAUUAAGAUGAAUCCAACAAUAUAUUACAUACUAAUAUUUGUUUUCAUAUACUACUAAUAAAAUAUGGUCAAAGUGAAUUGUGUGAAUAGUGCAAAAAGUCAAACUGAUGCAUGUAAUUUGUGACAGAGGGAGUAACAUUAAUGUCUACGUACUUCCUCUAUUUCUUCUUACCAUACUUGUAACCAUUUGACAUUUACGUUUAUCAAAGCAUAACAUCAAAUUUUAAUAUCUUCAACUAUCAAUAAGUAAACCUGUAAAAGUUAUACCAAAAAAAAAAGUAAAAGUUAUAAAAACUAGACGUAUCUAACACAAUCCCAUGACUAUGUUUCUCAACAAAGUUGAUGCGAGUAGUUUAAAUGUCCAAGUUUUUCAAGUAAAUAUAAAAUAAGGAAGCAAUAUAUGACUUUUACUUUGGGUAAGUUGUAACAUUAUUCACACGUGGUAUGAGCGUAUAAUCAAAGUGGGUUAGAGCAUGUUUAUUAAACACCAAAUCUUUAGACUUCAAUCUAAUAAAAUACGGAGUAAUAUUUAUCUUUUCUCUCUCCUCAACCCCAAACCUCACACCAACAACAUUUAUGAAACAUUAAAAAUAUCAUCAAACAAGGUGACACCUGUCAUUAAUAUAAUGCACCUCAUAAUUUUACAAAUAUGAAUCAUUUUCCCACCAUCUCUAAAAUUCACUUUGCAAUUAAAUAAAAACAAUAUUGUUUGGUCCCCCAUAUGCCACAUUUCAAGCCCUCCAUGCAUAAAAUUGGUUUUCCAUUUGGUGUUCAUGAACACCAAUUCUUGAAUAGUUUCACACUCUCUAUUCCUUUCUCUCUCAUCUCUCAACCUAUUUUAUUGUUUUUUAUUCAAUUUUCUUUCUUGAACACCAAAGAUUGGUGUUUGAUAAACAUGCUCUUACGCCUUGUUCUCUUCACCUUAAUUUUGGUGAACUUAAAUUAUUUUUUUGAUUUUUUUACUGAAAUUUUUAUUGAUUGAAACAUAUUUUUACUGAUUUCCUAUUGUAUUUGUUCAUUAAAGUUACUGAACCUUACUUAUUAAAACUUAUUUUUGUUGAACUUAUUUUUUUUUUUUUUUUACUAAAUAUACUUUUUUAAGGUGAAGAGAACAGGCAUUAUAGUAGAAUUUAAAAAUAAAAACAGAGAAAAUAGUACGAGUAUAAAUUUUAAAUAGAAAAGGGUGAGCCUUGAAGCUGUAUUCAACUAAUAAAAAAAAAAAAAGAGAAUGCAAUGGAUACGUAUUCUGUAUUCUGUAGAUUUUGUUUUGGUUAUGUAAGAUGAACUGCCUUAUUGAGCUGGACCCUGUCUCAAGUCAAACUCAGCCUGUAGUAUGGUAUACAAAAAACAAUAAAGAGAAUUUGUUGACGUGAUUUUGUUCAGUGGGAGCCAAUUAUUGACUGGGUCUUCCGCAGAAAAAGACACAAGGGACAGGGAGGGACACGCACACUGAAAGAAGGAUACAAGUCAAAGUUGUAAUGCCUGUUUGAUAGUCAUAGGAAACUGGAAAAGUCUUAGUUGUACUGCUUAAGAUUAUUGUUUAGUUUAUACAAUACUUUGCUACAGCUUAUACUAUUGUCAGAAAUUAAAAAAAAAGCUUCUCAAUGGAGAUGUCAUUUAUGUUGCUACUGCUGCUGCCGCUGCUGCAGUCAGUACUGUUGCAGUUGACAGCAACAUCCUCGUCUGCAGCCAUUUCCAAGCCUGAUUGCAAAGAACAAUGUGGUAAUGUCAAAAUUCCAUAUCCUUUUGGUAUUGGUCCCAAUUGUUACCACGAUAAGUCUUACGAGAUCACUUGUGAUACUUCAUCUCGUUCCCCCAAACCGUUCCUGCAUAUGUAUAAUCUUGAGGUGAUGGAUAUUAAUUGGCUGGGCAAGAAUCAUCGAUUAAUUGAUAAGAUGGAAGAUGAGCAAGUAUUAACUGUAGGGAUUCCUCUCAGUGACAUGUGUAAAUCUAAAGUUAGCAUUGACUUUGAUGGGAGUCCAUAUCGUUUCUCGAAUUGGUUCAAUGUUCUCGUGGUGGUGGGCUGUGGCGGCAGUGUUAACUUGAAGGAUAGGAGUGGAAACAUCUUAAUGGGGUGUGCUACCGUUUGUGUCAAUAAUAUUGUUGACAUUACAAAGGGUUGUUCUGGUAUUGGUUGUUGUCAAGCCUCAUUUAUAACAUAUAACAACAUCCUUCGUCAAAGCUCCGUAUCGGAGUAUUUUUACGGGAAGGGCCUCGACUUUUAUCGGACAGAUCUUGAUCAUGAAGGAAAUACUUCUUCUUGCGAUAUGAGAGUAGGAUUAAUUGAUAGCCGUUCAGUGAAUAAGUUUUCCCAGAGCACAGUCCCAACGAUAUUGAAAUGGAAGGGUCCAGCUUCAUAUGCACAGGCCAAUACCAACCAGCAACGAGUCAAUUUCAGUUGUCAAGAUGAAAGUUUUUCCGAACUGUCCAGCUUCACAUGUUCGUGCCAUUACACACAUGAAGGAAACCCCUAUCUUCCUUAUGGAUGCCGAGUUAUGAGGGAAUGUAGAAAGUGCAGUCAUCGUUGUACGUGGACUGAGGAUCCAUCACAUCAAUAUCGUCGUUAUUACUGUGAGAAGAUUCCAUUAUCCCAGUUGGGACCAGUACUCGGAUUCAGCUUAGGCACGGUAUUGAUAGUUCUGCUCUUAGGAUGCUAUUGGCUUUACAGAGUGUUAAAGAAAAGGAAAGAGGUUAGGCGCAAAACUGAGUUCUUUAAGAGAAAUGGUGGUCUGUUGCUGGAACAACAAAUAUAUUCGAGUGAGGGUGCUUCUCAGAAAACAAAAGUUUUUCCUGUCACAGAGUUAGAGAAAGCAACCGACAACUUCAAUAAAAACAGAAUUCUUGGUCAAGGAGGCCAAGGCACAGUUUAUAAGGGGAUGUUAAAGGAUGGGAGAAUAGUGGCCAUUAAGAAGUCUAAGAAAGUAGAUGAGAAUCAGUUAGAACAAUUUAUCAAUGAAGUUGUUAUUCUGUCUGAAACUAAUCAUCGGAACGUGGUCAGAUUAUUAGGCUGUUGUUUAGAGACAGAAGUCCCUCUGCUCGUGUAUGAAUUUAUUCAAAAUGGAUCUCUUUAUCAGCAUAUCCAUAAUACAAGUGAAGAUUUUCAUAUUACUUGGAAAAUGCGUUUACAAAUGGCUGCAGAAUCAGCUGAUGCUGUAGCCUACCUGCAUUCAUCUUCAUCUGCCCCAAUAUAUCAUAGAGAUAUCAAGUCCUCAAAUAUACUUUUGGAUGCCAAAUAUAGAGCGAAAGUUUCAGAUUUUGGGACCUCAAGAGUCAUUGAUAUUGAGCAGACUCAUCUGACGACUUGUGUUAUUGGAACAUAUGGUUAUUUGGAUCCUGAGUACUUUCAAUCACAACAAUUCACUGAGAAAAGCGAUGUUUACAGCUUUGGUGUAGUCCUUGUUGAGCUGAUAACCGGAAAGAAACCCAUUUGCCCAACCCCUGACGGAGGUUGGAUAAGCUUAGCAGUUGAAUUUAUGUCCCACAUGGAAAAUUCCCGCCUCUCUGAUAUUCUGGAUGCUCGGGUUUUAAAUGAGGGAAAGGAGGAAGAAUUUGUUGCUGUUGCUGAGCUUGCAAAACAAUGCCUGAAUAUGAAUGGGAAAGAAAGACCUACCAUGAAAGAAAUCGCGAUGGUGUUAGAUGGGAUUAGGUCAUCCCCUUUGCCGUAUUCAACAGAACCAAAUUCUAUGGUUGGCCAAGGAGUGAUGAUGAGAAUCAAUGAUAACCAAGUUGGUUAUUUAAGUACAGACACUAUUUGUUCUGAUUUUGGUCCUCGUUGAGGUUCAAAGAUUUAUGGCACACACCUUAUGAUGUCAGAUACUAGCAGUCUUGCUGUUUGCUGUCAGUAUCGGUUAAGUAUUUCAAAGGGUGCUUCAAAUGAAAGGUGGUUUUCUCUGUUUUUUCUUCUGCCAUUUUUUCCUAUCCGGCUACACAGGAAUAACUGUUUGGGAAGGUAAGGUCUUGUGUUGGUAUUGUUGUAUGUUGGUAGUGUUUCAGGGCACUGGAAGGCCCUUCCUCGAAUGUAAGCCCCUCCCCAGUGUGUAACUGAUACUAGCCCGGGUGGUUCCUCCACUGAUGUCCAACAAUCUAUGGCGCAUACGGCAUACCUUAUGAUGUAAGAUACAUUUAAUCUAUAGCUAAGCUUAAUUUUACGAAACUUUAAAUUCAUAGCAAAAUGGAAUUUCUGAUGUUCUGAAGUCUGAACAUGUAAUCUGUUAUGGUGACCUUAACUAGUUGUUCUGAAGUCUGAACAUGUAUCCAUGCAGAUAUUUUUUAACAGAACCGAAUUCUAUAUAAAGGAUUUUUUCUGUAAAUAAAAAAGUUUCAUUUUUUAA
This is a messenger RNA of Spinacia oleracea (spinach), 4457 nucleotides long. RefSeq names its product wall-associated receptor kinase-like 1. Gene Ontology annotation, cellular component: plasma membrane. NCBI's taxonomy places the organism in Eukaryota, Viridiplantae, Streptophyta, Magnoliopsida, Caryophyllales, Amaranthaceae. Gene Ontology annotation, biological process: protein phosphorylation; cell surface receptor signaling pathway. The transcript has 3 exons. Bases 1731 to 3902 code for a protein of 723 amino acids. The record is from RefSeq and is a predicted model, not a curated record. Gene Ontology annotation, molecular function: ATP binding; polysaccharide binding; protein serine/threonine kinase activity.